CUUCACCAGCUUCUCCACUGGUGAUGGUGGUUCUCCAUGGCGCGUGUCAUUUCUCUCCCUCCAAAUGGAGUGGAUAACAUUUUGAAAAGUGUAGUUGAGCAAAAACAAGUGAGUCUUGUCCAAAUUGUUUCCUGUGAGUAGGUGUAUCACUUGCGUCCAGUCCGUGGUGUACUUGUGCUGAAGAAGUCGGAUAACCAGCGACUCCCAAACCUGCCGCGAGUAUGGACAGUCGAAGAACAAAUGCGCUCUUGUCUCCGUUGGGUUAUUGCAGAAAAUGCAUCCUGUAUUUGCAGUGGUGUUCCAUGUUGCCAUCUUUUCUCCUGUUGCGAGUCUGUUCUUCACCAUCAACCGUGGAGUUGCUUGAGGGAACCAGAUCACUCUAGCUUCUGCCAUAAUUGGGUGCACACUAUGGAUGUGGAACCAUGUGUCCUUUGACACGAACUUCUUGUGAUAUGUAUUACUUUUGCGUUUCCACAAAGAAAUAUCCUGUCGAUCAUGAACACGAGCCAAUUGUUUCUUAUGGAUUUCGUCUUCUAUCAAACAGAGGAAGCUGUUACGUGUUCUCCUUCGUCCAGUCAUCUCCAUUGCUUCAGCUACCGUACUUGAGAUUGGUAUUCCCAUAGUCAUGCAGCCACGGUCCCCCACUGCCUCAUACAGACGGCCCAAAGAGCUCCAGUUGUCGAACCAGAACGAAGUGGACUCGCCGUUAUGUACUUCUACGCAGUGAAACUGUUUUGCUAGAUCCCGAUACUUCAGAAGCUUCUUCCAUAUCCAAGAACCAACCACAGUGUUUUGUUUCUCUGACCAGAAAGAUCCACUGCGAAUGAGGUGGUGGUGAACCCAGUUAACCCAUAGCGAGGUCUUGGUAGAUAGAAUUCGCCAGAUCAACUUCAGAACGCUUACAGUGUUAGAACAGUACAGAGAACUCUUGUGGAAGCUUGGGGUUUGAUUAGAGAAACAUUCGUCGACCCAACUUUUAAUCAUCAGGAUUGGGAUUCUAAGUUGCAGCAGACAAUGGUGGAAAUGUUUCCUUUAAGAUCAGCUGAUGCUGUUUACGGAAAGAUCAAAGCUAUGCUCUCUACGCUUGGUGAUCCCUUUACUCGACUCAUUAGCCCAAAGGAGUACCAAAGUUUUAGAAUUGGCAGCGAUGGAAAUCUCCAAGGUGUUGGCCUUUUCAUAAACACAGAACCAAGAACAGGUCACUUGGUUGUUAUGUCUUGCAUAGAAGGUAGCCCGGCAGAUCGUGCUGGAAUAAAUGAAGGCGAGGAAUUAGUCGAGAUAAAUGGUGAGAAAAUGGAUGGUAUUGAUAGUGAAGCAGCAGCACAGAAGCUGAGAGGCCGAGUUGGAACGUUUGUUACCAUAAAACUUAAAAGUGUGAAUGGAUCAGGGACAGAUUCUGGUAUCAGAGAGGUCAAGGUACCCCGAGAUUACAUUAAGCUAUCUCCAAUAUCCAGUACUAUAAUCCCACAUACAACACCUCAUGGACGUUUAGGAAAGACUGGUUAUGUCAAACUCACAGCAUUUUCUCAGACUGCAGCAUCCGAAAUGGAGCGUGCUGUACAUGAGAUGGAGAAUCAGAAUGUUCAGUCAUACAUUCUAGACCUAAGGAACAAUCCGGGAGGUCUGGUUAAAGCUGGACUCGAUGUUGCACAAUUAUGGCUUGAUGGAGAUGAGACCCUUGUAUAUACAAUUGACCGGGAAGGGGUUACAUCACCUAUAAAUAUGAUUGAUGGACACGCCGUGACACAUGAUCCACUUGUCGUGCUUGUGAAUGAAGGAAGUGCGAGUGCAAGUGAGAUUUUAGCAGGUGCCUUACACGAUAACGGUCGAGCUACACUUGUCGGUAACCGGACAUUUGGGAAAGGAAAAAUUCAGAGUGUAACGGAGCUAAACGAUGGGUCGGCUUUGUUUGUGACGGUGGCUAAGUAUUUGUCUCCGUCUCUACACGAAAUUGAUCAAGUAGGGAUUGCACCUGAUGUACAUUGUACCACGGAUAUGAUCGAUUCUUUGACCGGUGAGAUACAUAAGAAGGUGAACAGUUCGGUUCCAUUGCUUGAAGCAGACUCAUGUGUUGUGGUUGCUGAGCACGAACUUGAGACUCGACGAUCUAAUGGAACAGCUUCUUGAGGGGUUUUAUCGUGAAUUAAUAUAGGACUAGUUUAUGGUGUGGUGUAUAUAUUGAUAGUCACUGGUCCCAUGUAUAAAUCUAUUUGGCACUUGUUGCCGUGUGUAUAA
Messenger RNA from Camelina sativa (false flax), 2235 nucleotides. NCBI's taxonomy places the organism in Eukaryota, Viridiplantae, Streptophyta, Magnoliopsida, Brassicales, Brassicaceae. The record is from RefSeq and is a predicted model, not a curated record.